AUGAAUUCCACGCCGUCAUUGGUUUUUCAUUCGGUCUGGAAAAUUGACGACAUCGUAGUUGUCCGAGAGAUCUUCUGUCAGCCGUGUCAGCCUUGCCCCCUUCCCCUAGGUGAUAUAUCAGAAAUUAGCGUCCCAUCUUUCUGUCAUCAAUCGCAGGUAGACCUCGAAAACUACAGCAGGAUGUCACGAAGCACAGGGACCGCAAGUCCUACCUACGAGCUGCUCGACGCAAGGGCAAAAGAUCAUGAUAACACAGACGCUUACCCCGAGUCGCGACAAGAGCUAAACAAUCCUCUUUCUGCUUCGUCCCAGGAGGCUGUGGAGAAAGCCAACAAGGGCUCACAGAGACCAUUCGAGAGCGACUGGUAUGUCUGGGAGGUCCUAGGAGUCGGUAUCUCCGGUACCAUCCUAAUUGCCAUAGUCGCUAUCUUGGCCUCUUAUGCCGACACGCCUGAACCGAGGUGGAGAUAUAUGUCCCUCAACUCGCUCAUCUCCUGGCUGAGCACUGCCUCCAAAGGCUGCAUCCUAUUUUCCAUCAGCGAGGCCCUUGGCCAGAUGAAGUGGACGUGGUUCAUGCAGGCAGCGCGGCCAAUACCCGACCUCCGUCGAUUUGAUACAGCGAGUCGAGGAUUUUAUGGUGCUAUAAAGCUGAUUUGGAGAUUACAAGCUAGGCAUUUUGCUGCCCUGAGCUGCUUGGCGGUGAUCCUGGCACUGGGCUUUGAUCCGUUUACUCAAAAUCUGAUUCACUAUCAACAAAAAAUGACGGCAGAUACAUCGAGAAUUGCUCUCGUGGGUAAUAUAUCCACGGUUGAUAGCCAUGGUUUUUUCGGUUCAUCUGGGAUUUUAUGGGUCGAUCCCGUGCUUAAAAUGAAUGUCUACAGUUCACUUCUGAACCCUGACCGGAAAAGAACCUGGGCUAUCCCACAGUAUUCCUGCAGCUCGGCCAAUUGCACAUGGGAUGUGGUUGCAUCUUGGGAGACUCGCGCCCUCUGCGCAAACGUUACGAAACACCUCGGCAAGUCAUGUGGGUACGAGGAGCGAAACAUGAUGAAGUGCAGUAUCAGUCUCCCUAAGAGCAACACAACUGCAUUGUUCACUAAGUAUCUAGACGAGGGCGACGGUGUCACCGGAUUGAAUGGCUUUGUUAGCGCUGGGAUCGACCCCACGCUCUCCUUGGUUUACACCAAUGCGACCAUGUCUCCGAUACAGUUCAUCACUCCUCGAGUCGCAAAUAUCUCAAUGCUCUCUGAUCGGGCCACUGACCUCAACAUGUGGAGGUUGGAAGACCUCGACACGUGGGAUGCAACAGAAUGUGUCAUUGAGCCUGUCGUCCGCGUCUCUAGGCCCUCUGUUCAAGACAACGUCUUUGCCGAUGACACACUGGCAGUCUGGAAUACUAUGACCACAUCCAGUAAUGAGCGGGAUGGUUAUCAUCUAUCUCCCCCGGCGGGGAUUGAUAUGGGAAUGCAACCAAAUCAAACCUUUUUCCUGAGCUUCGACACCAGACUCACCAUCAUCAUAUGUUUUUUCAUGCAUGAAUACACCCCCACAGAGAAAGCUGACAGUUACGCCGCAUACGACAUUUUCCGGGCCAUUGGCCAGGGAGACAUUGUCGGUUGCAGCCUGGAAUCAGCGACUAGGUUGCAAUGCGUUAUGCAAAACAUUGCGGCUGCAAUCUCAAAGUCUUUUCGAGACUCUCCAUAUAUCGGGGCAGCUUUGAACCCUGAUAACGCAAAAAUGGCCACUGGUCGUGUUCUAACGAGUGUAACAUAUGUCUCUGUCCACUGGCAAUGGAUCGGGUUACCGGUGUUAGUUUGGAUCCUCGGAGCAGUCGCGUUGGUGGGCACAAUCUGGAAGACUCGGGGGGCGCGAGUUCCUAAGUGGAGGAAUGAUCCGUUGCCGCUACUGUUUCUCUAUCGGGAUGAGAUGAGUGCCGUGGAGCUUGGUGAAAAACUAGCCCAGAUUGAAUCUGGCGAGUUGAAACACAUGUGUGGGAGGCUCUAUGAAUCUGAUAGGAAAAUGAUCCUAGGGUAG
Aspergillus terreus NIH2624 is the source of this 2034-nucleotide messenger RNA. Its product is annotated as DUF3176 domain-containing protein. NCBI's taxonomy places the organism in Eukaryota, Fungi, Ascomycota, Eurotiomycetes, Eurotiales, Aspergillaceae. The record is from RefSeq and is a predicted model, not a curated record. The coding region runs from base 1 to 2034 and encodes 677 amino acids. The transcript has 5 exons.